Messenger RNA from Onthophagus taurus, 2732 nucleotides. RefSeq lists its product as uncharacterized. The record is from RefSeq and is a predicted model, not a curated record. Lineage: Eukaryota; Metazoa; Arthropoda; Insecta; Coleoptera; Scarabaeidae.
AUAACUUAAAUAAUUAUGAUUAGAUAACACAUAAAGAAGAGAAAAUACUAUUUAACCGUAAUAUAUAAGGUAAGUAUACCUUGUUACAUUAACUUUUUAGUAAACGCCAUCUAUUGGAGCUUUAGCUCAAUGAUUAAAAUUGAUUAUAAUUUUUUAGGUUAUACCAUUUUAAACUUAAGUUAAACUUAAAUUUGUAGUUUACGUAGUUUUAAUCUUUUCCGGCGAGAUAUUUCUCUCGCUGUAGCUGUUCUUACUACUUACUGAAUAAAGGGAGUAAUUGUGAAAAUGGAUACAGAACCAAAAGAAAUGGUUGGACCAUCAACAGAUUCUGUAAAUGCAAAUAAAAAUGAACUAGCAGAACAGCCAACAAGGGAACAUACUAAUCUCCUUAGAGAAUAUUUUAAUAGUAUCGCAAAUCGUGAAGUUUUACAUUUAAAUUCAAGAUCUGUAACCCCAGUCCUUUCAGUCGAUUUAGGAAUCGAUUUAAAAAUGGUUUCAUCUCGAAUGAAGUAUGUGUUAGCAGAGGCAUUAUGUUAUUUUAUGAAAGUUUGGCCUGGAUGGUCCACUACAGAUUACAAAAAUCCGUUAUUAAAAGAUGACUGUUUUUUGAAAUAUCAAGAUUAUUUAAGAUCAAAAUUAAUGUAUAUCAUUGAUAACGAAAGCCAAUUUCGUGAAGAUGGUGAUUUUCAAAGAGGGGAAUCAGUUUCUGUGGAAUCUCAAACAAAUAUACCAUCGAAAACUAAUAAACCAGAAGCUUCUUUUAAUUUGGCUAUAACCGGAAAACCAAGCGUUUUGAAUAAUAUUGUUUUUAUUGAAUUAGACAAUAACAUAUUAAUAAAAAAACAUUUAGAAAAACCAUGGAAGCAAUUACCUUCGAUGGUAUAUUUUUUAAAUCACCCUUAUGUUAAGAUUAGUGUUGAUUUACCUUCGGUUAAAUUUUCGCGAUCUAACGUCCAUGUUUAUAAACGUUAUAUAACGGAUGGUGGGGACACAACUACUUGCCCUCCAACAGACUUUAUUACUGAAGUUGUGAACACCAUUCCAAAUUCUACACCUAAAGUUUAUUCAUAUGACUUUAUAUCCGCUUAUUUCAAACAAUUAACAUCCAUAUUGACAAAGUAUAAUAUUAACAAUCAUCAUUUAAUUCAAAGCAUCAUCAGCGAGUUUUUACAGGAUAUUAAAGACUGCAAUAUGAAUGGGGGUACCAUGGCUGCACCAUUUAUGGUAACUUAUAAUAUUGGCGGAAAAGUAUAUGUUCGUAAUAAAAAAAUGGUUGUUAGCAUUAAUAAGAACAAAAAUGCAAUAAAUUUUUGCGAAAUCUUAACUCCAAAAGUGUCAUUUGCACUCCAAGAAUUUAAUGUUGUUGAAGAUGAAAACGCAAAGGAACUUUCUUUCAUUGAUUUAAAUAAAAUAGCCUCAAUGUCUAAAGAGGAACAUUUAACACUAAUAAAUGCUUUUAAUAAUUGCGUAACGUUUCAUUGUACGUUGUGCGAUAAAGUGUAUCAAGGAGAACGUUGCUAUUCUGAUUGUUUGGAUCAUUUUCGAUUUUUACACAAAGGCGAGCAAGCGGUUGUAUGUUUUAGAUGUCGAAAGACGUUUGAAGUAAUUAAUUUGGCGUCGACUCGAUGGGCUCAUAAUAAUUGCUAUGUCGCUCCAGGAUUAGUUAAAAUGGAAGAUGGAAAAGGAGGAGAGGAAAGAAGUGAAAAUGUGUUGGUGGGUCAAGGGGGAGUUGACGGCGAUAAAUAAUAAAGUUUGAAGUUUUAAUUUUAAAUAUAUUAAGUCUAUUUAUACUUAAAAAAUGUCUAUUACUUAAUAAUCUUAUAUAAUUAUCUUUUUAUCUUAGUUUUUAAAUUAAGUGCUAAGGAUAAGUAAUUUUUUACCACUAAAAUAAAUGUUAUAAAAUUUUACCGCUGUAUUUUACCGAUAUUCUCCGCUCAAUGGAAGAUUUUUCUGUCCCCAACUACUUAUGGCAUUAACUUUUUUAUGAAUAGGAUGUUGACUAACUGCACAUCUGAGAACACUAGGUGCAAAACGACAGGCUGCGAAUACCGCUGGAAGUCACUUUUAAUAUCAUGGAGAUCGCAAUUAACAACGGCAUGUUAGUUAAGUAUCUGGGGUUAUUUCCGGACAGCAAAUGUACGUUCCGAGAUCACAUAAACACGGCUUGCUUUAAAUCGGGAAAGAUGUAUGUAUAGUAGCGAAGUUUGGGCUACCGGACUUACCAAGAACAACCGCGGAAGACUAGUCUUGGUGCAGAGGAGAGGCGUUGUACGCAUAGCCAGUGUUUCAACAGCGACCGAGUCAUGGCAAGUCCUGUAAAACGAUCAAUGCCGGCGGUACUGAUCCCAACCAUUAUUAUUACACCACGCAAUUUUUGAGGGGCCAUGGCUAGUUCCACAAGUACCUCUAAUAUCUUAGUGUUAUCUUGGACAAAGGACUAACUUGGAGAUCACACAUUAGUUGCAAAACCAAAAAAGCAACGAUUAUACUGACCCAGUGUCGAAGGGUUAUUGGGAAUACUUGGGGACUAAAUCCGAAAGUUACAAUAUGGAUCUACACAUCUGUGAUUAGACCCAUGGUAGCUCACGGAGCCAUAGUUUGGUACUCAGCACUACAACAUGCAUAUAAAACUAAAUUGCUGCAUCAAUUGCAACGACUGGCCUGCCUGCUAAUCACAUGCGCUAUGAGAUCUACACCUACGAUUGCGAUGAAGACUAUGCUGAACGUGCUGC